Messenger RNA from Epithele typhae, 177 nucleotides. RefSeq lists its product as uncharacterized. Gene Ontology annotation, cellular component: nucleolus. Gene Ontology annotation, molecular function: DNA binding. The record is from RefSeq and is a predicted model, not a curated record. The annotation marks the transcript as partial. The transcript has a single exon. Gene Ontology annotation, biological process: rRNA processing; negative regulation of transcription by RNA polymerase II. NCBI's taxonomy places the organism in Eukaryota, Fungi, Basidiomycota, Agaricomycetes, Polyporales, Epitheliaceae.
GGCUGCGGCGACACCGUGAAGAAGCCCAAGCUCGAGAAGCACUACCAACAGUGCCACAGCUCCGUGAGCUGCAUCGACUGCAGCACCACCUUCGCCGGACCCGCGCAGUUCAAGGUGCACACCGCCUGCAUCAGCGAGGCCGAGAAGUACCAGAAGGGGCUGUACAAGGGUCCCAAG